This is a messenger RNA of Aptenodytes forsteri (emperor penguin), 4429 nucleotides long. RefSeq names its product guanylate cyclase soluble subunit beta-2. Gene Ontology annotation, biological process: cGMP biosynthetic process; response to oxygen levels. The record is from RefSeq and is a predicted model, not a curated record. Lineage: Eukaryota; Metazoa; Chordata; Aves; Sphenisciformes; Spheniscidae. Gene Ontology annotation, cellular component: guanylate cyclase complex, soluble. The transcript is spliced from 16 exons. Gene Ontology annotation, molecular function: heme binding; guanylate cyclase activity. The coding region runs from base 130 to 2301 and encodes 723 amino acids.
UUUAUAAAUACAUGCCUGAAGUCUUUGGUGAUUGAAAAGUAUGGUGAAGAAACAUGGGAAAAAUUAAGACUGCAGGCCGGAGUCCAGGAUUCUUUCUUGACUUUUGAGGUUUACAAAGACGAGAUCACAAUGCAGCUCGUCGACAGAGCCUGCAAAAUAUUAGGUGUUCCUGCUGACACGGUUCUGAGAGAGUUUGGAGAGUAUUUCUUUGAAUUCUGUAAACGCUCAGGCUAUGACCACAUGCUGAGGACACUGGGUGGAAAUCUCUACGAGUUCAUAGAGAACCUGGAUGCAUUGCACAGCUACCUGUCCCUUUCUUACCAGGAGAUGAAUGCACCGUCUUUUAGAGUAGAAAAGAAUGAAGACGGGUCAAUGCAUUUACAUUACUAUUCAGACAGAAGAGGUCUGUGCCAUAUUGUGCCAGGAAUCAUCGGUGCAGCAGCCCUGGAUUUCUUUAACAUUGAGAUUUCAAUGGAAAUAGUCGAUCAAACAGAAGAAGAAGAAGAAAGAACUGGGAAAAAAGAACAUAUUGUUUUUCUUGUCACUCAAAACCCUGUAUUUUCAUACAAGGAAAGAAAUGCAUUUUCUUCCUCACCUCAAUAUCUUGCUGACUCUGAAAAACAAAUUGAGAACCAACUGAAUAAAGAGGACCUUGAAAAAGCCAAGAAUACAAUUAGAGGCAGAGGAAGCUCUGUUUGUCCUGUCAAGAAAAGUCACUGGAAAACAAUAAGAGGAAUAAUCACAUUAGGAAAAGGUAAGCUCCUGAGAGGAUUUGAUCCUGUUUAUCCCAAGAGCCUCUGGAUCGACACAAAAACAUUUUGCAAUGGACUUCCUUUUCAUAUGGUUUUUGACAAAGAGCUCAGAGUGAAGCAAGCUGGAGUGAGCAUUCAAAAGAUCGUACCUGGCCUUCAGACCACGGGCAUCUGCUUGGAUCACUAUUUCAGUAUCGUUCACCCAGAAGUACCCUUCACCAUCUCUAGCAUUCAGAAAUUCAUCAACAGCCAAUUUGUUUUCCAGACUAGAAGAGAGAUGAUGCCAGAGUCAUGGAAACAACGGCCAAUGCUAGAGCUGAGAGGCCAGAUGAUCUGGAUGGAGUCCCUGCAGUGCAUGCUCUAUCUCUGCUCACCUUUGCUUCGCACCUUGCAUGAACUGGAGGAGCGACAGAUGCACAUUGCAGACAUUGCACCUCACGACGUGACCAGGGAUUUGAUUCUUCUCAAUCAGCAGCGACUGGCAGAGAUGGAGCUCUCUAACCAGCUGGAGAGGAAGAAGGAAGAACUGCGGGUACUGUCGAAGCACCUGGAGGAAGAGAAGAAAAAGACUGAAGCUCUGCUCUACGCCAUGCUUCCUCAGCACGUGGCCAACCAGCUGAAAGAGGGGAAGCGAGUCGAGGCAGGAGAGUUCAAGGAGUGCACUAUAUUGUUCAGCGAUGUUGUGACCUUUACCAACAUUUGUGCCCAAUGUGAGCCUAUUCAGAUAGUUCUCAUGUUAAAUUCAAUGUACCUGCGAUUUGACAGACUGACCACGGUGCAUGAUGUGUACAAGGUGGAGACAAUUGGAGAUGCCUAUAUGGUAGUAGGUGGGGUCCCUGUGCCUGUACCCACUCAUGCUGAGCGAGUUGCUAACUUUGCCUUGGGGAUGAUAAUAGCAGCUAAAGGAGUGCAGAACCCAGUUUCUGGAAAUCCUAUCCAAAUUAGAGUUGGGAUCCAUACCGGUCCUGUCUUGGCUGGAGUUGUUGGAGAAAAGAUGCCUCGUUAUUGCUUGUUUGGAGACACGGUGAAUAUAGCUUCCCGGAUGGAGAGUCACGGUGUCCCGAGUAAAAUUCAUCUAAGCUCCAGUGCCUAUCAAUGCCUAAAAUACAAGAAUUUUGAGAUGACUGGAAGAGGAGAAAUAGAAGUAAAAGGCAAAGGGAAAAUGCACACAUACUUCCUCAUUAGAAAUAAGACUGCAACUGAGAAUGAGAUUAUGGGAAGGCCAAUGAAAGACUUAGAUUCUGGCCAUGAAUCUGUUCAGUCCUUUCAAGAAGUUACUCAGACUCAGCCAGAGAAGGACCAGACCCCAGCCGUUGCAAUGAAGUAUAUUGAUGGCCCCACAGAUGCACAAAACAGCCUCAAAAGAAGAAAUCAAGCGAAAAUUGCGGAUUUAACAGGCAAAACUUAUGAUUCCAAAAGCGAUGGGAGUCUCCGUGGCAACCAGCAGGCAGAUGAUGGUCCUUGUCCUCUAAACCGGGGAAGAGUCAUACCUGCUACUGAAGAGGCACAGAUUAGGAACGUUCGCUCUAAUUUUUGCACUUUACUCUAAGUUUCUUACUUUUUACAUUAAACAGAGCAAUUUUAUUAUGAUUUAGUGCAUUUUGCUGUUGUGGGACUGAUUUUGUAUAUCAAGUACCACAUGAUUUUGUAAAAAAAAAAGAAAAGAAAAAAAAGAAAAAAGACAUUUCAUCACAGUUUUCAGCAAAAAGAAAACAAUGGAGGAUAUUUUUUUUUAAUCAAUCUACGUGUGCCAUAUAGUAUUCCCAGUGGAGAAGGAAACCACCGCGAGAUGCUUUGAAGAUGUAUUUUUCAGCCUCUGCCACGUCUUUGAAUAUCCCUAUGUAAAAAUCACUUCUUGGUAUCUCGCGCAGCAAUGGAGAAAGAGGUGACUCAUCCAGCUAGAAAUACUCCUACUCAAACGAGCACUUGCCAUAAAAGAAACAUUCCCUGAAGUGACCAUCUGUCUUGACUUCAGCACAGCCAACAACUUCCCCGGGUAAGGUCAGCAGAGUUUGAUCUACAUUUUAACUGCGAUGACGGUUUAAUCUCUUAACGGGUCAUUUGUUGGGUAAAGGCAUUGUGCGGUGGAAGUGCAGAAUAGAUCUAAUACAACCUGUGUUUCUCCAUCCUGAAGAGAAAAAAGUCGUGUACUCUGUGGCACCCAACAGUAAAAACAACACCUGCGACCUUUGAACCAGCUGUCCACGCGGUGCUUAGGUGAUCGUAGAAGGACGUGCACAUAGUGAGGUUACGUAGCAUCGAAUUCAUCACAACACUGAGGGACUGCUCAAGGCCUAUGAACUAUUUGAGACCUUCAAACGAGUUGCAAGUUUAUUUCUCAUUUUCUCACCCCAGCUAAACAAAAAGUUUCAGGACUACAGAUGGAGCCUGACCGUGCUGGAAUUAAUGUCAUUAACGUCACUGAAAAUAGCAGCGUUAAAGAUCAACAUCACUUAACCUGGUGUCAGAGGCUCCUCAGCUGAAUUACUUCCAUGCUGAUACAUUCUUAGAUUACGCCUGAUCAGAAAUCGCGGAGAAAAAUUGAAGUUCAGUUGUCAGGGAUUUAAGAUGUAGGAGCAAAAAUGCAAUGGAUGUAAAGCUUGUGGACAAUUUGGCGCAUCAUAAAUUAUGCUCUCACUCGUAUAAACGUAGCUUGGAGUAGGUGGAAUGUGCUUGUACUGGGUGACUUUGACAGGAGAUGCGCCCCGCACGCUGAUUUAUUACCUUUGGGUGUGGAUUUGUUGUCUAAGGAUGCAAGCAUGAGACCCAUUUGAACUUUGAGCAAGAACUCACUGGAGAAGAUGAUAAUGUUACUCCUCUGUUACAGUCUGGAGCAUCACAUUUCCACCUCCGUGGCUGCGGCAAGAGUGAGGGUCUUUAAACACCAGACAGAGAGAGACGCGUUUCACUACCCUUGACUAGUCGUGCUGAUGGAACGGAGAACACGUCGUUUAACAAAUGGCAGUGGUGGACUCCGUCUUUAUCGGCUGUCACUACGGAGAUACAAAGCCACUUAGCCCCAAGCACAAGUGUGACACAGGAGCGUACAUCUCUCAGCGGCCGGUGCUAAUGCAGGAGGGAACCUCUUGCUGUCUCAGCUGCUCUUGCAGUCCCGUACCUGCGUGGCUGAAUACCACUGACCACCUCUCCGAAAGGAAGAAUUUCCAACUGGAAAUCGUCCAACAAGCCUGGCCAUCAGUGAAUAGGGCUUAGUAUAUAUUCCAGGGUUUAAUACAGAUAUAUUCCAGAGUGGUUUUAGGUUUUAGAGCUCCUCUGAACUUGUAUGGAUCCUCUUGGGAAGAAGAAAGAAAAGGACCAUGGCGUAAUAGCUGCCUGCAUCUCUCUGUCCAAAUUUUAACACUCGCUUUGCUUAUAGCUGCCCUUUUUGCACGGAGUAAUCUAUGAAUGUUUAAUAUUGGAAUGUUUUAAUUGCCAGUAAGUGCUCCAUGGUAAGUCACUUUGUGCUGUACUGUGGUAAAACUGAUGUGCUCAGUGGUUUCUCUGUGGCCUCUGCUACAAUCUGGUUCUCCUGGAGGUGCAAAGCUAGGUCAAAUCCGCACAACUGCUUUUAAAAAUUAACGUGCCUGUGCAUCAUCAUGUGUUCUUAAAUCUGUGGGCACUGCUAAAGACUGCAAAAAUAUUAAAAAAUAAAUCUUUCCAUUAAUAUACUGACUGCC